AUGCACGGCUACAGCUCCUCCGAGGAGUCGGAAGACUACCGUCGCCCAAAGCCCGCCCCGGCCUCGAACAAUAAUAAUGACCAAAAGAAGAAAAAGAAGAAGAAGGCUCCCCCUCAGCAGUCCAUCAAUCGUAUCUGGAAGAAGUUCCAGAACCGCAAGUUCAGCAAGGCCCUGGCCGUGCUUCCCUUCGACCCUGUUCUGCCUCCUGCAAGCGCAGACAAGCCAAAUGAGCUGUUGACUGCGGGCUACGAGCGGGCUGUGGAGGAAUGCCGUCGAAAAGUCAAGAAAAUCAUUCAGGAGUGCAGGAGAGUCAACAUGCGCUACAGAGACCCUGGCUGGGACCUGGACUGGGAUUUGAAGUGGGAAAAGGGUCACUGUCUCAACACCCUGGGUUCUACGAAGUGGCAGCUCUCCCGAACAACACUUUCCAACCCGAGCGCUUCGGUCCCCAAAGCUGUAAAGCGCAUCCACGAAAUUUUCGAGAAGCCUACCUUCAUGAAGAACCUGAACGGCGGAGACGUCAAGCAGGGAAGUCUGGGAGAUUGCUGGUUGAUGGCUAGCUUGACCGCUCUCGCUUCCGUACAAGGCGGCAUCGAGAAGAUUUGCGUAGAAUACGACACGCGCAUCGGCAUCUAUGGCUUCGUCUUCUACAGAGAUGGCGAGUGGAUUUACUCCAUCAUCGAUGACAAGCUAUAUCUCAAAUCGCCUUGCUGGGACUCGCCCAGCAUGCAGCGGGAUCUUCUGCAGCAGAUCGACCGCGAGGACGUUGAGCGGGUCUACCGCCAGACGUAUCAAACCGGUUCCAAGGCCCUCUUCUUUGCCCAAUGCAAGGACCAGAACGAGACGUGGGUGCCCCUGCUCGAGAAGGCAUAUGCCAAGGCCCACGGCGACUUCGCUUCCCUGGCCGGUGGCUGGAUCGGCGAGGGUCUUGAGGAUCUCACGGGUGGCGUCACUACCGAGCUCCUUACAUCCGAUAUACUCGACACCGAAGGUUUCUGGGAGAAUGAGCUCUCCAAGGUCAACCAGGAAUUCCUGUUUGGUGCGAGCACCGGUCUCCUCGAUGGAGGCUAUGGCGACAGAGAUGGCAUCUCUGAGGGCCACGCAUACGUUAUUAUGGAGGCGAGGACAAUCAAGUCCGGUGAGCGUCUCAUCAAAAUGAGAAAUCCUUGGGGCAAGGUCCGCAAGGGCUUGUGGGAGGGUGCUUGGUCCGAUGGGUCAAAGGAGUGGACAACCGACGUUCAGGAAGAGCUCGGCUACCACUUCGGCAACGAUUCUGUUUUCUGGAUCAACUAUGAUGACUUCCUUCGCAAGUACCAGCACAUCGACAGAACGAGGCUUUUCCGUGACCCUGCCUGGCGAUGCACCCAGAAGUGGAUAGGUGUCGAAGUUCCGUGGAAGCCUCAAUUCCACGAGAAUUUCCAGAUUACCCUGUCCAAGGACGGUCCGUUGGUCCUCGUCCUGUCUCAACUGGAUACGAGGUACUUCAAGGGUCUCCAAGGACAGUACACCUUCCGCAUCCACUUCCGCAUCCACGAACGCAGCCGCCCUGGCGCCGAGGACUACAUUGUCCGCUCCCACGGCAACUACCUAAUGGAACGAUCAGUCUCAAUCGAACUCCCGGACAUGCCAGCAGGCGAGUACAGCAUCUACAUGAGCGUUGCCGGCGAGAGGGAUAACAAUUUGCCCUCUGUUGAAUCCGUUGUUAAGCGCGAGUGCCGCAACCGCGUGGAGAACGACAAGCUUGCGCAGAUCGGCGCCGCCUACGACCUUGCGCACAGCAAGGGGACGGCCUACCUCGAAGAGGUUGCCAGACUACGUAAGAUCAAGGAGCAGCAGAGAGCUUCUGACUCCCGUAAGCAGGAGCGUCGCAAGUUGUGGGACAGACGCCACAUGACACGCGAGAUCACCAAGAAGCAGAAGGAAAAGAACGGCGAAAAGCGCGCACGCAGAAUCGCCAAGGCCGAAGCAGCUGCUAAAGUGAAGGCUGAGGAAGAAGCGAAGCUGGCUGCUGAAGAAGCGAAGAAGGCUGAAGCAGCAGCCCAGAUCAAGGCUGAAGAAGCAAAGAAGGCCGAGGCAGAGAACAAGAAGAAAGAGGAAGAGGAAAAGCCCAAGGACCAGAGUGUCCAGACUGAGGCUGUCAAAGAGGAGCCGAAGGAGGACAAGUCUGUUCAGACGGAUGCCUCCGGAAAGACUGGAAUGUCCACGUCGGAGGCUACUGAGAAGACUGAAGUUUCUGCUCCUGACGGCAAGACUUCUGACGAGGCAGCAAAGGCCGAGUCUAGGGAUGAGCCCAAGGACGACUCGAAAGAGGUGUCCAAGGAUGAUCCUGGUGAAUCAAAGGUGUCCGAGGAAGAGCCCAAGGAAGAAACCAAGGAGAUGCCCGAAGAGUCUGAGAAGACUGUGGUUCAACCUCCACCUCCACCUCCACCACCUGCGGCGAAAGUAUACGACUCGGAUGAUGACUCCUCUGACUCACCUGUCGACGAUUGGGAAGAACUCUACAGUGACGAUGACAUGGUCAGGAAGCCUCGUACCACACCUGCGGGGCCACCCAAGACCCAUGAUGAGCGCUAUGAGUCGGAGGAGGAAGGUCUUCCCGACCCCUGGAAUGCCAUCUGCAUUGUUGGCGUUCGCGUAUACUCCAUGGACGAGGAUCUUGAGCUUCGCGUCGUCAUGGAGGGCGGUGAAGUCCUCGAUGGCGCCAUCGGCAAGAAGGGCGAGGCUGAUCUUGACAAUGCCCAGGCCAACGCCGGCGGAGAGCGCGAGAAACAAGAGCCCGAGAGCAAGGUCGACGAGGAUGAUGCUGAACCUACCAAGGCGCAAAAGGAGGCUGCACCAAACGACGCGGACAAGAAAGAGACGGACGUCAAGGAAACAGCCGAAGCGAAGAGAGACGACAUUGAAGAUAAAACCAAAGAAGCCAACGAGGACUCCAAGUCGGACAAGAGCGUUGACUCAACAGAGUACGACAAGCUUGAUUCAGGAGCUUCGACUCCAGAGGUUGUUGCCACGCCCGAGGAGACGCCGCUGGAGACGAACAAAGAGUUGUGCUAG
Molecule: messenger RNA, 3054 nt
Organism: Colletotrichum gloeosporioides
Lineage: Eukaryota; Fungi; Ascomycota; Sordariomycetes; Glomerellales; Glomerellaceae
Product: Calpain-type cysteine protease ADL1
Exons: 2
Coding region: 1-3054 (1017 amino acids)
Biological process (GO): proteolysis
Cellular component (GO): cytoplasm
Molecular function (GO): calcium-dependent cysteine-type endopeptidase activity
Source: RefSeq, a predicted model, not a curated record